AUGCCGACCGGCGUCGUCGCCAGCGGCCUGCCCGCCGGCUGGGAGUGGGACUACGACGGCACGCGCUGGUUCUACACCUUCACGGCUAACGGCCACGUCCAGUACCACUUCCCCUCCGAGGGCGAUGAGUUCCCCGACUUUGUCGGCGUGACCGAGCCCGCGCCGCGGCUGGAGCCCGAAGGCCGCCUGGAGUCGCACCAGCAGGUGCGCCGCGUGACGGGCGCCGCCGCCGCCCCGCCGAAGAAGAAGAAAAAGCACGAGAAUGGGAUGACGGCGACGGCGCCGCGGCCGGUGGGCAUCGAGUGGGACGGCGACGUCGGCGGGAGUAGCAGCGAAGAGGAACAGGAAGGGAGCGGUGGAGGGCGGACGGUGUUUGAACCGGAGAAUCUCAUGUUCUUGGGACCGCAGGUGUAUGCGGAUGUGAGCCCGCUGAAUGAGGAGGAGGAGGAGGCAGCGAAGAGGACGGUGGUCGGGGCGGUGGUGGGAGGGGUGAGCCCGGCGGAGACGACGAGCGCGGGGACGCCGGCGACGAAGCGCGCGGAGCCGGCGACGGGAGAUGGAGAGGCGGCAGCGCCGGUUAUCGUGGCCGAGAUUGUCGAGGUGCAGGUGGUUUCGACGCCUCCGCCGGCAAAGGAAGAGCCGAUGACGGCCCGAGGAGAGGAGGCAACACUGGCGGAGGGGAGGGCAGACAAGACCGAGCGACCGGCAGCGCACGCACACGCGGCGGUGCCGCGAGAACCGGCCCCGCGGCAUGAUACUAUAGUUGCCGCACCAGAGCCCGCCCCGUCACCACCACCAGCGCAGCAGAAUGCUCCGGCGAGGGUCGCAUCUGUCGCCGAAGUCACGGCGGCGCAGCCUCUACAACAUCGACAUCAUGGAGCGACCCCAUCACCACCUCCACCGCCUCCUCAGGCUCCAACUCCGGCUACCGCCGCCUCCGAGCCUGCCAUCCAACCGCGAUACGAGCUGCCCGCGCCCGAGCGGCCUUUCAACCCCGUCGGCAUCGUCGCCGAGAUGCCGACCGAGGACACGCCGCGUUCCCACAUCGAGCUGAACCCGAUCCCCGUCGAGAUCAUGGACGCAUCAGUGCUGGCGCCCAUCGAGACGGCAGCGGCCGCCGCCGCAGGCACGCCGCCGCCCUCGGGUGUCGCAGAGCUCCCGGGCCAAAGCAACAGCAGCAACGGCGUAGCCGCGGUGGUGAGGCAGACACCGCCGCCGCCACAGCAGCCGCGAAACGUGCCGGUGAUGAUGCGCAUGAAGAUUAAGCGCAAGCCGACGGACCCAAACGCAGCGAUCCCGUCGCCCCUGUCGGCGUCGUCGUCGUCGUCGUCGCACUCGCCGGCGGCUGCCGCGGCGGCCGUGUCGCCUCCGUCGGUCGCGUCGGCGCCCACGUCGCCUCCUCCUCUGGCAGCAGCACAGACCCCGCCGCAGUAUAAGCCGUACGCGCCGGUGUCGCCGCUACAGCGCGCGGACACGGAGCCUGUCAGGGCCCCGGCUGUGGCGAUGCAGCAGCGGCGGCAGAGCAGCCUGACGACGGCGCCGCCGCCGCCGCCGGUGGUGAACCCGCACCUGAGUUAUGCGCCGACGGUGCUGCGCCCCGCGGGGCGCAAGUCGACGAGCGUAUCGCCGGAGCGUAGGCAGGGAGAAGCGGGCAAUCAGGCACCAGGACUGGUUCAGAAUGGGAUGCCGGAAAAAGCAGCGCCGCAGAACGUGUACCCCGGGCAGGUGCCACCGCCAGGACAAGGACCGCUUCCCGGUCCAUUGCCGCCACAUGGUCAGCCAGGCCCGAUGCCGGCGCAAGGGCAUAUGCAGCCUCCGGGUCUGCAGGACCAAGCACGAGCGCCAGGACCGUUACCAACGCAUGCUCAACCGCCACAAAGCCAGCUGCCUCAACCGGGGCAAGGACCACCGCAAGGACUGGUGAGCGCGCAAGGACAAGUUAUGCAGAAUGGCCAGUGUCCUCCCCUGCAACAUGGCCGCCCCAUGAGCAUGAUGCCUGCAGCACCCGGCAAGUAUCCUCCUGUCCCGAUUCCACAGCCCUACGGCCAGUACCAGCGGCCAUCGCCCCAGAUUAGCCAACAGACUACGCCCCCAUGGGUGAUGCCCGGCCAGCAGGCUCCCGGCCAGCAGACCCCCGGCCAGAACUUCGCAACACCUCUACAUCAGCAACAGACUCCGCCGUCGGGCUGGAGGCAGUCGAUGCCUCUGGGAUACCCUCAGCCGCCACCGAACGGGAGGCACUCCAUGAUGGGCCCAAUCGUCCCACGGAAGAUCCCUCUUGAUAGCCAGUCUCAGCCACCGCCUCCGCCAAACCAGCAGCCCGCGGGCCAGGGCCCGAAUUCCUCGUCGACGACCGAUUCACCAGUCGUGUCUCCGCUCCGCUCUAGAGCGGGCAGCCAGCCGUCAGGUCUAUCGCUGCCGUCGCCUUCUCCGAUGGAAACGCCACAGCCACAAUCCGCCGCGUCGUCUCAAAUACCGGAGCAGCUCAAACUGGGCAGCGUCAAGAUUGGCACGGGCGCAAGCGGCGGCUCUACCGCGGGCCAGCGACGGUCGACCACUGGCUCGUACUUCCCGCCGAGCAAGGAUCAUCCGGUAGGUCUUGUGGGUUCCAUAGCCGACCAGUUCGCGGCGGAAAUGCGGACCCUUUUGGGAUCUGAAGCGCAGUCGUCUAGCCCGGCGCCAGCUGUGACUGCUAUUACGGUAAACCCGGAACCUAAAUCGUUGGCCAGCAGGUCGACUCUGAGCUCAGGGAAUGUGCUCAACCGCAUCGCAGAACAUGAAGUGGUGUCGACGCCUGCGCCUGGAAGCGCGAACACGACGUUGGUUCAGCCCUCACCGCCACAGCUGGCAGCACCCCCGAUGCAGAUUUCUCCCAAGAACAUGCCGAAGCCUCCUCAAGGACCCCGUCCACCCUCGAGCGAGUUGCCUGGGGGCCCUGUACAGAACGCUCCGGCACGCAUUCCAUCAGCAGGCCAGGCGGUGCCUCCCACUCCAUUGGGACCCCAGAUUUCGAUGCCGCGGCCGGGUGCACCACAGCAGCAAUGGCAAGGCAACCCGCAGCAGCCAAUGCAACGGCCUCCGUCUGUUCCGCCGCAAAUGCAGAUGCAGCCGAACAGGAACAAGGAAAACAGAUGGACAAAGUGGUUCAGGAGCUCCAAGCCGGAGAAUAGAUCUGACGCUUCUCAGGCAGGGAUGCCACAGCAGCCGCCUCCUCAGCAACCACAGCAGUGGCAGCCUGGGCCGCCAAUGCCAGGUCAUCCCGUUCAACGGAUGUCAAUGCAAGGACCGCCAAUACAAGGAUCGAUGCCAGGGUAUCCGAUCCAGGGACAGCCUGUUCAACGACAGUCUGUCCACGGGCAGCCUUUGCAAGGGCAACCCAUUCAAAGACUCCCCGUCGGGGGGCCUCAACCACCCCAAACCACUCCGAUGAAGACAUAUUCGCCAUAUUGGAUGCAUCCAGGUGCGGCCCAAGGUCCAAUUCCGCAGACGGUGGCUCAACAAGGCCCUCUGGGAUCACAUCCACCCCAGCAAUACUUGCCGGUCCAGUCAGGCCAGCCUAUGCAGACGAGGCCGCCUUACGGCGCCCCGAUGCACCAGAUGCACCCCGCGGGUGCACCGGCAUCUCCCGCACCAUCCCAAACAGCACCAUCGCAACUCUCGAAUAGCCCAUCUCAAGUCAGCAUUUCCUCCCUACCGCCAACUGGACCUCCACAGCCUCACCCGCAGAUAGCAUCACCGAUGCAAAGCAACCUGGUGCCAGCACCACUCUCCCUAAGGCCAAGAUCGGGAGUGCCAGCUGGAGUGCCAGCCAAUGGACAACAAAGCUAG
Molecule: messenger RNA, 3828 nt
Organism: Cordyceps fumosorosea ARSEF 2679
Lineage: Eukaryota; Fungi; Ascomycota; Sordariomycetes; Hypocreales; Cordycipitaceae
Exons: 1
Coding region: 1-3828 (1275 amino acids)
Source: RefSeq, a predicted model, not a curated record